AUGACAACGACAAAUGCCGAUCUAUCGGCGCGAUUUCUCGACUGUUUGGCUGUUGAGCGGAAGGAGAGCUUUGAACAGACUGCAGAGCUUAUCUCGCGCGCGUCGCCGAAAAGUCUGCGUGCCAAUGGACUUGCUAUACUCAAUUUGAGUGUGAGUAAUGUUCGCACAGGUAUUGGGGGCAAACAGAUCAUUGAGCUUGUUCCGCACAGUGCUGUGGCCGGGAAGGAGGAUAGCGGGUUCAAGGCUAGUGAUUUCAAGACUGGUGAUAUUGUCAAACUCGACAGGUAUGGUGCAAGCUCAAAUGCAAAGAAACUUAAGGGUUCUUCCAAGAAACAAGACACAGCAGAGGCACAGGAACUAGCAGUGAACGUUGAUGGUGUUGUUGUUUUUGUUGGCGAUCAGCAGAUCAACAUUGCUGUGAACUACGACUCCACAACGGCCGAGGGGGCCCGGAUCGAGGAACAAAUCUACUCUUUCUACGACACAGAUGUCAAAGUUUGGCUGGUGAAGGUUGAUAAUGAAAUCACAUACAACAGAAUGGAGUCCACAAUGAGGAAGCUGGCUGAGCUGGACGAAAACACAGCAUCCACGUUGGUGAAGUUGGUGUUGGGCAAGACGUCAUUCAUUGCGCCGUCUAUUCGCGAUUCCAAGGGACAAUUAAACUGGCACAAUGUCAAUUUAAACGAUUCGCAAAAACACGCAAUUGAAUUCUCGCUCGCCAGCAAUUUGAGCAUCAUCCACGGUCCGCCGGGAACGGGUAAAACCAGCACGAUUGUGGAGCUUGUCAAGCAAAUGAUCGAGAAAAGACAGAGCGAAUCAACGAAAAGAAUCCUUAUUUGUGGCCCAUCUAACAUAUCUAUCGACACCAUCCUGGAAAGACUCUCAGGGUUUUACCCAAAAGGAUCGUAUUCCAAGCUGGUCAGAAUAGGACAUCCAGCAAGAAUUUUGCCCCAGAUUCUCCGUCAUUCGCUUGAUUUGAUCGCAGAGGAGGAGUCCGGAGAUAUCUUGAAAGGAAUACUAAGCGAGAUCAACAAACUGACGAAAAAGACAAAGAAAACCAAAAGCUACAGAGAGCGACGCGAAAUGUACCAAGAAAUUAAGGAACUGAAGAAAGAUCUUCGCAACAGGUCCAAAAAGGCGUACAGCGACGUUCUGAUUGGGUCUGAGAUCGUUCUUGCUACUCUCCACGGCUCGUCCGCUAGGGAGCUUGUUAAUUGCAUUAGAGACAACGGUGAUCUUUUUGACACGUUGAUCAUUGACGAGGUUUCUCAGUCGUUGGAACCAUCGUGCUGGAUUCCUCUACUCUACCAUCAUUCAUUGAACCAGCUCAUUAUUGCUGGUGAUAACAAACAGCUGGCUCCGACGAUCAAGACCCGCAAGAAUGCUAAAGUGGUCAAUACGCUGUCAAAGACGCUUUUUGACAGACUCAUUCAAGUGCAUCCAAACCAUAAAGAGUUCACCUGUUUCUUGGAGAUCCAAUACCGGAUGAACGAGAAAAUCAUGCGGUUCCCAAGCGACAGUUUGUACGAGGGAAAACUCAAAGCACAUUCGUCGGUCAAGAACAUCAAGCUGGCUGAUUUUCCCUACGUUAAGGCACCGGAAGACGAUGAUAUUGCUGAAGAGAUUAUUUGGUAUGAUACACAAGGAGGGGAUUUUCCUGAGCUGGACUCCGCGGACGACGAUUCCAGCGGACUACAAUCAUCAAAAUACAACGAGGGAGAGUGUUUCUUGGUGCUGAAACACGUUCGUUCUCUGAUUGAAGAACACAACGUGAAGGAAGAAGAUAUUGGUGUGAUUUCUCCAUACAGCGCACAGGUGACAAGCUUGCGCAAGCUAUUGCGCGAAGACAGCGAGCGUCCUUUCCUAAACAUAGAGAUCAGCACAGUGGACGGAUUCCAAGGCAGAGAAAAGGAGAUCAUUAUCUUUUCGUUGGUGAGGUCGAACGAAUCUCACGAUGUUGGAUUUUUGGCCGAUUAUAAGCGGCUGAACGUUUCGAUCACCAGAUGCAAACGCCAACUAUGUGUGGUUGGCGACAUGGAGACCAUCAGCGAGAGUCAGGUCGCAUAUUUGAAGCAGUGGUGCGAUUGGUGCGAACAGAAUGCCGAUAUCAGGUACGCUGAUAUCAGUGAAUUAUAA
This is a messenger RNA of Ogataea philodendri, 2136 nucleotides long. RefSeq lists its product as uncharacterized. The coding region runs from base 1 to 2136 and encodes 711 amino acids. The record is from RefSeq and is a predicted model, not a curated record. The transcript has a single exon. Gene Ontology annotation, molecular function: ATP hydrolysis activity; ATP binding; DNA binding. Lineage: Eukaryota; Fungi; Ascomycota; Pichiomycetes; Pichiales; Pichiaceae.